GGUUGGUAGUGCCAACCAGGCAAAUGUCAAACUAGCUACCAAUUUUUGUUUAGUGUUGUUAGAAUACCAUUAUUUGAACAAUAUAGCUUUAUUUUGUUCUUCUAAAUUAAUAUUUGUUAUUAAAUUGUAUCAUUUCACCUAAUUUAAUUGGUCUCCCAUCUGUAACGGGAUUUUUUACGGUAAUAUUGAAUCGAAAAAAAACGACUUCAGCCGAGAGUCCAUCAGCAAUCAGUGUUUUUGGUGACGAGCGAAGGUCUCAUAAAAGUUGGCCGUUUUUUUCGUUAAGUUAUACGGCCGGUUAUAAAAAAGAGGACUCGUGUGUUUUCAUAGCGCCCGUCAACCUCUUAUCACAACGGAGAGCCCCAGGCAAUCGGGGCCACAAGCUCGUGUUUCGGGGAAGGACAGUGUUCCCCCCGCCAAGCGACGCUGGGUCCCACCAUCUACACUGCGCCAUCAACAAGAUGCCCUCACACCUGAGUCCCGAAACGAUCUUAUCUUUCGAAAAGUCCGCGGUAUCCUCAACAAGCUCACGCCAGAGAAAUUCCAGAAGCUGAGCGACGACUUGCUACGCAUUGAUCUUACUUCGCAUGUUGUUCUUAGAGGUGUAAUUCUGUUGAUUUUCGAAAAAGCCCUCGAUGAGCCGAAAUAUUCGUCUAUGUAUGCACAGUUGUGCAAACGACUGUCAGAAGAGGCGCCGAAUUUUGAACCACCGGGCUAUCCAUGCACAUUCCGUUUGUUGCUCCUUAACACUUGCAAAGCGGAAUUCGAAAAACGUAGCGAGACUUUCGAUAAAUAUGCCAGUAAUCCAGAGCUUGACGAGGAUGAGCGCCGUCAACUGGCCAAGCGUAAGAUGUUGGGAAACAUUAAAUUCAUCGGAGAGCUUGGUAAGUUGGAGAUCAUGUCAGAGGCGAUUAUACAUCGAUGCAUUCAGCAGUUGUUGGCGUCGAGAAAGGGCUGCGAUGCGUCUGAAGAUCUGGAAUGCCUUUGUCAGAUCAUGCGUACGUGCGGUCGAAUCCUCGACUCUGACAAGGGAAAAAUGCUGAUGAAUCAAUAUUUCGGCCGCAUGGCCAAUUUGGCGGAAAAUCCCGAGCUUCAACCGCGUAUACGGUUCAUGCUGAAAGACGUGAUUGAGUUGAGACGCGAUAAUUGGGUCCCGCGUAAGGCCAACGUGGUCGAAGGACCUGUGCCCAUCAAUCAGAUUCGACCGGAUGAGCAUGAACGGAUCGCGUUGAAUUAUCGCCGCGACAACAAUCGCAACAACCAUCAUGAUCGCGAUUCGGAUCGAUUCGCAAGCGUUUCUGAACUGUUCCGGCACCCAAUCAAGACCCGAUCAUCCGGCAUCGACGACAUGUUAAUGGGACUCAACAUAAGCUCAUCCACUAGCAAUUUGAUCACGCACCCGUUUAAUAGUCCCAACGGUUACGGUGCGCAACGGGGUGAUGUGGUGAGCGGUGGUGGUACAGGUGGCGGAUUCCGCACCUCCAACAAUCAACGCAAUAGCGGAUUCAACAAUUAUAGUAACCAACGCGGACAAUAUAAGCACAACCAGAACAACAGUAACAACCAAUAUAAUAAUCAAUCUAAUAAGGAUAUUGCACCUCGUUUUAAGAAGAACUUAAUCGUUGCCCGUGAACAAGACCUAGACGAGAUUCAACUGCGGCCCUCUGCCAAUUCGAUGCUUUUCAGCAAAGCGACUGUAAAAUCGAACCCCAUAACAAACAGUCGCCCAAUUGAUCCUCCGUUGCCCAUACCAAACUCUGUACCUAAACAGCCGCCCACCUUACUCAAGGAAACUGUACCCAUCAAGCAGGUCUCUGUUGAGAAACCGAAGCAGUCCAAAAAAGAUAAGGGUCCAAACAAGGAAGAAAUUUUGAAAAAGUUUACAUCUAUAUUGACUGACUAUUUGAAAUCAGAAGUAGAUCUCAAGCAAGCCAUUGAUUCUUACAAGGAAUUGAAUGUUCCUGAAAAAUUUUCUAAAGACAUCAUUUCUCGCACUUUAACUCACACCCUAGAAAAGACAGAUGAUGAAGAGCGCGAAAAGUCGGUGAAGCUGUUGUCGUGUCUGCGCAAAGAGUCUUUGCUAAACGCGAAUCUGAUCCAAGAGUCGUUUAGAACGUUGUUAAAUUUAAUGGACGAAGAAGGCGAGAACGAGACAACAACGAAGAUGAGUUGCGCGGGCGCUGCGCUCGUGGCGCACGCCGUAAGAGAGCAAUUGAUGUCUCUAGUUGACGUCGCUGCCCUGACCGACAACGGCUCGCACUAUCCGCUCUUCCUUUAUGUGCUCCAGCGCCUGCACAAACUCAUUGGUAAAAACGAAUUACUCGAACUGUUCAAUAGUAGCAAAAUCAAUUUGUUGUCCCAGUUGCCCGAGAGCGAUAAGACAAAAGAACGUUUAGCGGAAAUUCUGGAAGAGAGGGAUCUGACGUUCUUGUAUCCGCUGUUGCGUAUACAGGCGGAGCUCGCGAAACAGCUCCACGCCGACCCUAAUCCACAACAGUUCUACAAAUGGAUCAAGGAGAACCUCGAUCCAACUAAUUACACCGAUCCUGGCUUUAUUAAUGCACUUGUAACUGUUCUUCUCAAGUACAUCAUACAGGAGGCGGCAGCGUGCACCCCUGGGGACGAGAAAGCAAUAAUCGAAAAGGAACGCUCUUUCUUGGAACGAUACCGCCCCAUUUUGACAGCGUUCCUUCACGAACAGUCGGCCCUGCAAUUGGUCGCCGUCUACUCAUUGCAAGUUCACUUCUUCUCACUCGGUUUCCCUCGCGGCCAGUUGCUGCGUUGGUUUAUGGCUUUCUACGAUCUUGAAAUUAUUGAAGAAGAGGCUUUUCUCAACUGGAAAGAAGACGUCACUGACGCGUACCCCGGCAAAGGACAAGCUUUGUUCCAGGUGAAUAUUUUUAUAACAGUAUCAGUGAAAGUUUAUUUACGUCUUGUAAUGAUCUUAAUUUUUAUUGCGACAUUGGUACCUUUAUUCGCCCCAUAUGAAAUAUAUCGAUAAUGGGAAAAUAUAAAA
Agrilus planipennis (emerald ash borer) is the source of this 3016-nucleotide messenger RNA. It is a transcript of the gene NAT1, whose product is annotated as eukaryotic translation initiation factor 4 gamma 2. Gene Ontology annotation, cellular component: eukaryotic translation initiation factor 4F complex. Bases 656 to 3001 code for a protein of 781 amino acids. The record is from RefSeq and is a predicted model, not a curated record. Lineage: Eukaryota; Metazoa; Arthropoda; Insecta; Coleoptera; Buprestidae. The transcript is spliced from 9 exons. Gene Ontology annotation, molecular function: protein binding; mRNA binding; translation initiation factor activity.